This is a messenger RNA of Rangifer tarandus platyrhynchus (Svalbard reindeer), 375 nucleotides long. The record is from the annotation of a GenBank genome assembly. NCBI's taxonomy places the organism in Eukaryota, Metazoa, Chordata, Mammalia, Artiodactyla, Cervidae.
AUGGGAGCUCGGGCCAGCGGGAGGCAGGACCGGGUUCCGAGAGCGGGAAGCCCACGGCGGAGGAACAGCUGGAACGGGCAUCGGGCCACAGCGCAGGCGGGGGCCGAGCGAGGAAGACCCCGCGCGGCUGCGGCCGUCUCUGGACGCCGGGGCUCCGGAGACUGGCGACCCGCAGAGGCGGAGCCCUCGGUGCCCCGCGCCCCCGAGGGAGAGAAAAAGCGCCACCAGCAGUCCGGAGCCACCCCGCCGGGCGCGGAGGCGCCACGCUCACAGGCGGCAAGAGACGCCUCCAAAAGGGAGACAGGCGGAAACGGAAGUGUCCCCAGCGUGGCGGGCGUGGCUGACGGAGUCUGGGCCAGCCGGGCGGCCGGCUAG